CCUAAACCCAAUCAAAGCCGCGCUAUAAGCACGGCAUCGUAGGUAAGCCCGACCCCCAAUCAAAUCGCGCGAAGCGCGCGGCCCGAUGCGCGUGAGAUGGUGCCCCGUUUCGCGACGUGUCGACGGAUGGAUCUCGGCAACUCGAUGCGGUAAACCGACGAACGCGGGAAAGAGGCGGUGCGCGGGCUCCUGAAAGUGCACGCGCUCGCUCACGAGUGCGUGCUAUAUAAGGGUAUGUGCGUUUCACGACGAGGAAGCCAACUGCGCGGUCGCAUACAUGAUCGUCGGUCGCGUGUCAUGGUGCCCCCCCGCAGAGGGUGGCACCUAAAAUCUUGAUGCCUCUGCACCGCGCGACGCGUCUCUCGUGCACGAGCGGCGUGUGCGCGGGUCCGAGAUGAACCUCGAUGGUCUCGACGCGAUGGAGGUCAUUUCUCCGCCGCGACAGACCCAUCACAUGCUCACCAGGUGCGCGCGCCCUCCCUUCCGGUUUCAUCCGCAAAGGGUGGGCACCUCGUCAGAUCCCGCCCUCGCGCGCGUGGCAGGCGAUAAAACCGCGCCCGUCCGAGAUGAAAGACAGCCCGGAGGCGGAUGGGCGAAGGCUCGGUGCUCGCACGCGGUGCUGGGCGCACGAAACCGGCGUCGUGGACGUCGUGUGCGCCUCACCGACGACGGGUCUGCGCGUACCGCUGUCGAGGGCGCCCCCACCUGCUGCAGAAGGGGUCGUUUGGGCGAAUUCGUGGGACGAUGGGGGCGACGACGGACGAGGAGUUGGACCUGGACGUAA
Micromonas commoda is the source of this 784-nucleotide messenger RNA. RefSeq lists its product as hypothetical. The record is from RefSeq and is a predicted model, not a curated record. The coding region runs from base 395 to 784 and encodes 129 amino acids. Lineage: Eukaryota; Viridiplantae; Chlorophyta; Mamiellophyceae; Mamiellales; Mamiellaceae. The transcript has a single exon.